Messenger RNA from Haemonchus placei, 1713 nucleotides. Lineage: Eukaryota; Metazoa; Nematoda; Chromadorea; Rhabditida; Trichostrongylidae. The record is from the annotation of a GenBank genome assembly.
GCGGAACGUUUCGUUGAGAUGGAGAAAGAGAUCGAAGAUGACCGACGGCUGGCGAGCGAGCGAAUACAAAAGCUCAAAGACAUCAUCCUUGCAAAAGAUGCAAGUGUUUCGGAGGCACGCAAACAAAUAGAAGAGUUGUCCAGCCAACUAUCCGAUAAAAACCGUCUCCUCCGCGAAAAAGAACAUCAAAUUGAAGAAAGUCGUCGGAAAAUAGAAGAGUCGGUCAAUCAUAUAGCAGAAGCUGAAGCGAAAGCUAGGAAAUUGGAGGCGGAGUUGUCGCAGAGCGAGGCUCGACGGUUAGCUGUGACGGACUCUGAAUCUGAUUUGCGUUCUCAGCUCGAUGAUAAAGAAGCUCUCAUACUGUCCUUCAAACAGCAAGUGGAGAAGCUAACGGCCGAAUUAGCUUCCAAAGAGCAAGCCCUGCGAGAUGCCGUAACCGAAGCUAGUGAGAAAGAGGAACACUGGAAAAGAAAACGAGAAGAAUUCGAGGAACAGCUGGAAAAGAAUCAGGAGCACAACGAAGAAUUGCUCUCCACCACCAAGCAAUUGCAAACAUCGUUAGAGCACGAGAAGAAAGAUAACGCUGCCCUGCAGGCAAAAAUUGUUAAAUUGGAUAUCUCUCAAGAAGAAUCAUCGCGAAGAAUCACUGCACUGGACGCUGAAUUGGAAGAAUGUCGGAAAACGGUAGAGGUCUUGACACAAACCGUGCAAAAUCAGAAAGAGCAGUUAGCUGAAGAGCAAAGUCGACGCGAAGCUACACAGAAAAAAUACGAGGAUGAAGUUACUCUGCUGAAGUCCGUGGAAAAUGCUCUGUCUGACGCCAGAUCAGAACUCGAUUCUGUACAAAAGAAGUCAGAGCAACGGGAAUCAGAGCUGGAGUCAUUGGUGCAACAAUUAGAAGAUGAAAAGAAUAAUUUGAUUACUGACCAAGACUCAAAAGACCAAGAAAUGCGUCGUUUGACGACUUCGAACGAGCGACUACAAGACGAUUUGAACAGUAAAUCCAUGGAAUUGGAACAUUUCCAUGAGCGAAUGGCGAAGUUCGAAUCCGAAAUAGCGGAUGAACGCCGCAAACUCGAAACCCUGGAAGUGGAGCGGCAAGGAGCAGUGGAAGAAUGUUCGUUGUUACGGGUUCAGCAACAAGAGGCUUCCAAGCGGUCAGACGAGGCUCUAGAAGAACAGAAAAAAGAAGCCGAAGAACUUCGUGGAACAAUCCGAACAAAAGAGGAGCAGUUGGCCAAUUUACAAGCAAGAUGCGCACAGUUUGAACAAUUGUCAAAAGAUAUCCAGUUGUCCAAAGAUCGUGAACUGUCCGAGAAAAAUGCUGAGAUUGAACGUCUGACGUCAAGUAUGGCCGAAAUAGAGUCCGUGGCACUUUCAAAAGAAGCGAAACUGAGUGAAGAAAUAUCUGCCCUGAAACGAUCGAUCAAAGCAAUACAGUCUGAACUGGACGAACAAGUCAGAGUUUCGGCAGAGGCGGUGAAAACUGCCGAAGAGAUGACGACGGCCAAUAUGGAGUUGUCAAAGAAAAUCUCGUCUUGGGAAGAGGAAAAGAACGCGCUCAUCGAACGAUGUUUGAAUACCGAAAGCGACUUGGACUUCGAACGAGAUAGAGCGAUGGAGAAUAAGCGGAGAUUUGAUGAAGCACUUUCGGCUAUGCAUGAGCUUGGACGAGCUAAUCAGUCACUGCAGGUUCAGAAUCCAUCCCCCUGA